AUGGUCAUACAUGGCACAGCAUCUAGCUUUACGCCGGCUCGCCUCCGCUCCGCUCUGGCCACCAGCAGUCCGCCAUCGCCGGCCGCUGCUGCCAGCUGCCGCUCCCGAGCGCGUCCACGGCCUCGCCUCCUCUCCGCGCUGCUCCGCCUGCUGCCAGUGGCGGCAUGGACGCCUCAUCACCGUGCAGCCCCACACGCACCCGUGGCCGGCCUCCUCCGCGGCUGCACGGCCGCGCGCCGGCAGCUCCGCGCGCUGCCCCAUUCUCCUCUUCCAUGGCGCCGGCUCCCUCGCUGCUCAGGCUGCUUCUCUGCCGGCUCCGCGUGCCGCACCUCACGGGUCUCCGGCGGCCUGCCCGCUCCUGUGCGCCGGCUGCUGCUCAGCACCCGCGGCCAUGGUGGUACCUCUGAAGCCCCCGAGUCGCCUCCUGCGCGCCUGCGCAUGCCCCGACCGGCCGCGCCCGGCUCCCUCCGCUCAGGCCGCCGGUUCCGCCCCCGUGGCGGGCUGCCGCCUGGUCCGGCCGCUCUUGGCCCGCGCACGCGCCGACUCCGGCCUCGCCUCCGCCCGGCUUCCGAGCCGGCCGACUCGCCGCUAGUCUCGCCCCGCACCGCCACCCACCGUCUCGUGUUGGCUGCACCUCAACGGCUGGCCGCCCUCGCCAGCUGCGGUCGCACUGUCCGCACCCCGCCUCCGGCUCAUCCAAGCCGCUCCGCGCGGGCCUCCCCGCCAUCCCGUACCGGCUUCACCUCGCGCGCGCCCCGUGCCGACUCCACCCCGCCGGAUGCCCCGCCCUGGGUCCUCUGCGCCGGCUCCGGCUCCCCGUUGCCCGGCCGGGUCCGAACCCGCGCCUCCGUCCGCUCCGCACACAGCGCCGGCUCCUGCGCUCGCCGGCUCCCCACAAUCCGGCUGGCCGGCUCCCGCGCGUCGGCUCCGCCCGUCACCCGGACGGCCGGCCCCCGCCCAUCACCCGGCUCGGCCUCCCCUGCCGCCGGCUGCUGCACUCCAAGUCCAGCCGCCUGCUGCGGCUGA
This is a messenger RNA of Aegilops tauschii subsp. strangulata, 1026 nucleotides long. The record is from RefSeq and is a predicted model, not a curated record. NCBI's taxonomy places the organism in Eukaryota, Viridiplantae, Streptophyta, Magnoliopsida, Poales, Poaceae.